UUCCACUUUUAAAAUAUAGUAUGUAUGACUUACUCCAAUAGUAAUAUCUAUAUUUUCCUUUUAUUCCCAUUUAUAAAAUAUAUUUUGAAUUAUUCUUACACUAUCAAUUUCUAUAUAUAUAAGUGGUAUUGGCUUGUGAAUUACUCAGAAGAAUAUUGUUACACCAAAAUCUUAUUUUCUGCGGUAGAGAACAAAAUGAUAAACGCCAUGAAAAGAGAAAAGAGAACUUAUCAUCGCCACACUCCUCAGCAGACCCAGAGACUUGAAGCUUACUUCAUGGAAUGUCCUAAUCCAGAUGAAUCACAACGACUCAAUUUGUGUAAAGAGUUGGAUCUAGAGCCGGACCAAAUCAAAUUUUGGUUUCAAAACAAAAGAACUCAAAACAAAGCUCGAGAUGACAGAUAUGCUAACAUCUUACUCCGUAGAGAAAAUGAAAAGAUCCAAUGUGAAAACGAAGCUAUGCUAGAGGCUUUAAAAAACGUGACUUGCCCAGCUUGUGGUGGUCCUCCUCUUGGUGUCGAACGCGACCACAAUUUACAAAACCUGAGUUUGGUAAACACUUAUCUCACAGAAAAGCAUGACGAAGUAGCCAAAGAUGUAUCCAUGAACCAGCACCAACAAACCAUGGUGAACCCAUUCGCUCCUGUUCAGGGACAACGAAUCUUUGAUACUCACGCCUCGUAUGGAACUAUUCCAAACAAUCUCAUGAACGAUCCAUCUAACUCAUCAGGAUCAUCAACUUUUCAAGACAUCCAACUACAACUCGAUAUAGCGCAAUUGUCUGAAAUUGCGGCAAGAGCCGUUGAAGAGCUCAAAUGGCUAUUUGUUGCCGAGGAAGCUUUAUGGGUUAUGUCGUCUAUUGAUGGAACAUAUGUGAUUGACCAAGAGAGCUAUGAGAGGUUCUCGCACUCGAUCAAACAUUUCAGGAAAAUGAGUGCUCGUGUCGAGUCUUCCAAAGAUGUCACGGUGGUUCCUAUAGAAGCAACAAAGUUGAUUGAAAUGUUCUUAGAUUCGGAAAAAUGGAAAAUGCUUUUUCCAACGAUCGUGGCCAAGGCCAUGACGAUGCACAAGCUCGGAACCGAGCUUCCCAUCAAAGAAAACUGCAACAACUUCCAAGUGAUAUGGGAGCAACUACACAUUCUGUCCCCGCUAGUGCCACCAAGGGAGUUUAUGAUCGUUAGGUGCUGCCAAAAUAUCGAUGAAGGGAUCUGGAUUGUUGCUGAUGUGUCACAUAGAAUCGUUAACUCUGACCAAGUCAACCCCUUUUGUUACAAACGUCCUUCUGGUUGUCUCAUCAGAGAAAUGCCCGGUGCUCACUGCGAGGCAUGUCUUCAUUCUCACAUGUUUCUCUAUUCUUAAAUGUAUAUGUUAUAUAAUUUGAAGUUAAGUGAAAUAAUGCAGGUAACAUGGAUAGAGCACGUGGAAGUUUCUCAUAAACCCGAUGCACAUCGGUUAUAUAGAGAGAUUUUAUGUGGUGGCUCAGGCUACGGGGCUAAGCGUUGGACCACCACCCUGGAAAGAAUGUGUGAGAGGAUGGUUCUCUACUCCACCCUAAUCAUUCCGGCUACUGACUGGAGCGAAGCUAUAACGACAGUGGAAGGAAGAAGGAGUGUAAUGAAAUUAGGGGAAAGAAUGGUGAAGAACUUAAACGAGAUGCUGACCAUGUCCGGAAAAGUUGACUUUCCGCAGCAGUCCAAAUGUGGAGUCAGAAUCUCUAUCAGGAUGAACAAUGAAGCCGGUCAACCAUCCGGUUUAGUUGUCAGUGCUGCGUCUUCUUUCUCAGUCCCAGUCACACCUUUGCAAGUCUACAACACCCUGCGAAACAAUGAGACUCGUCACCAGUGGGACGUUCUUUGCUAUCGAAACGCAGUCUCUGAGAUCGCUCGCGUUUUCACCGGAUCAAAUGAAAACAACUACAUCACCAUUCUCCAGCCCACACAAAGACAUGAAGAUGUCAUGGCACAAGGCCCAAAGAAAAACAUGAUGAUGCUACAAGAUUGCUACAUGGACGAAUUAGGAGGCAUGAUAGUGUACGCUCCUCUCGACAUGGCUUCAAUGAGCCUUGCUGCCUCAGGUGAAGUCGACCCUAUGAAUAUUGCAAUCCUUGCUUCUGGUUUCACCAUCUCAAACGAUGGCCGGCGAUCCAUGGGGGCUGCGGAGGGUGGAACUAUACUCACGGUGGUUUUUCAGAUCCUUGUCUCUGCUGAAGACAAUAGGACAAGAGAGGUGAAUGAGCAGUCAGUGGGCAUGGUUAGUGGUUUGAUCAGCUCCACUGCUCGAAACAUCAAGCUCUUGCUCAAUUGUCCUCUUGAGUGAGAAUAUAGUACUAUGGAAGAUUCUCAAUUCUGUCUUUCUUUUGUCUGAGAUGUUUUAUUUAUGUUGGAUUUGAAGGAUUUCUAUUGGUUAUGAUGAUUUUUAGAGGACAUGUUUUAAUUUUUAAUUUUGGACCUUUUUGUUUGUUAUAAUGAUUUAUCCCAUAACUA
Messenger RNA from Raphanus sativus (radish), 2483 nucleotides. RefSeq names its product homeobox-leucine zipper protein HDG8-like. The record is from RefSeq and is a predicted model, not a curated record. Lineage: Eukaryota; Viridiplantae; Streptophyta; Magnoliopsida; Brassicales; Brassicaceae. Gene Ontology annotation, molecular function: DNA binding; lipid binding. The transcript is spliced from 9 exons.